AUGUCUUCCUAUCUUGUUACUGGCGCCAGCCGUGGCCUCGGAUUUGAGUUUGUCCGGUACCUUUCCCAAGACCCAAACAACACAGUCAUAGGACUCGUCCGGAACAAAGCUGCAGCUGACGCAAAGGCUAAGUCCAAGGGAGUUAACGUCCACAUGGUGGAAGCUCAAUACACCGAUCUGUCAUCAUUGAAGAAAGCUGCGGACGUCGUCAAAGAUAUCACCGGAGGAAGCCUGGACUAUCUGAUAAACAAUGCCGGUAUCGUUUCUCAUAUAAGCGAAUUCAAAACCUUAGGUGACUUUGAUGAUGACUUCGACACUCUGGAAAAGGACAUCUUGGAAUCACUGAAUGUCAACCUCCUCGGUUUUAUCAAGACAGUGCAAGCUUUCCUCCCCCUUAUACGUGAGGGCAAAAGCAAAAAGGUCAUCGCGAUUUCCACCGGUAUGGCAGAUAUUGAUCUCAUCAACGCCUCCCAAGUCGCCUUUGCUAGCCCCUACUCUAUCAGUAAGGGUGCGGCCAAUGUUGCCAUUGCCAAGUACAACGCCCUUUACAACCAGGAAGACAUUCUUUUCCUCGCUAUCAGCCCUGGAUAUGUGUCGACCGAGCGAAAUCAAGAAACGAACCCAGAUGACGCCGAAAAGGUUCAAGCGCUUGUUAGCAAGUUUGCUGAGUAUGCACCGCACUUCACUCGCCCUCUGACUCCUGAGGAGUCAGUCUCUGCGGUUCUUUCCGUCAUCAACAAAGCUUCGGUAUCGAACGGAGAUGGUGGUGCGUUUAUCUCUCACCUAGGAACCAAGCAGUGGCUUUGA
Molecule: messenger RNA, 807 nt
Organism: Penicillium taxi
Lineage: Eukaryota; Fungi; Ascomycota; Eurotiomycetes; Eurotiales; Aspergillaceae
Product: Short-chain dehydrogenase/reductase SDR
Exons: 5
Coding region: 1-807 (268 amino acids)
Molecular function (GO): oxidoreductase activity, acting on the CH-OH group of donors, NAD or NADP as acceptor
Source: RefSeq, a predicted model, not a curated record